Messenger RNA from Arachis duranensis, 1488 nucleotides. RefSeq lists its product as uncharacterized. Gene Ontology annotation, cellular component: cytoplasm. The coding region runs from base 95 to 1303 and encodes 402 amino acids. The record is from RefSeq and is a predicted model, not a curated record. The transcript has 8 exons. Lineage: Eukaryota; Viridiplantae; Streptophyta; Magnoliopsida; Fabales; Fabaceae. Gene Ontology annotation, molecular function: translation regulator activity; zinc ion binding; mRNA binding. Gene Ontology annotation, biological process: positive regulation of cytoplasmic translation.
CGCAUCGUUGUCUUGUUGGUAGCCACACGCUCCAUCAUCAUGAACGGAAAAUCAAACUGUUUUUCAGUUUACGAUCAAAAGCAAGUUCGUUGAGAUGUUACUACUAUUACUACGCACUGCGGCAUCUGGUGCUGUCACAUAUUCAUGCAAAUGCAAGGCACCAUCACUAAGAACAAGAACCCGAACCCUUAUGCAUCUUUUCCUUCCAAUUCAUCCCAACACCAGCAUCAAUUCCACUAUCCUUUGUUCUUCAUCCUCACUCAAUGAUGACUCAUUUUCUAACCCUAAACCAACAACCAAGUUGGGUUACACUCCUCCAGAGGAACUCUUUGGCCUCGACGUUGAACUCAACCCAAGCAAAACUAACUCUCAGACACAAGAGCCAAGGUCUUGGUUUGGUCCAAAUGGACAGUAUAUCAAAGAGCUUCCUUGUCCGAGUUGCCGGGGAAGGGGUUAUACUCCGUGUACAGAAUGUGGAAUAGAAAGAUCAAGAUCAGAUUGUCCAAAAUGUAACGGAAAGGGUAUAGUGACUUGCCCCCAGUGCUCUGGAGAAUGUGUUAUAUGGGAAGAAUCAAUUGAUGAGAAACCGUGGGAGAGAGCCCGUUCAAUUUCACCACUUAAAGUGAAGGAAGAUGAUGAAGUAGACAAGUUAGACAUAAAGUUAGAUGUGAAGAAAAAAUCCAAGCGUGUUUACCAGUCACCAUCUCCUGAAGUGGGAUUAAAGAUUAGUCGUUCAUUGAAAAGUCUUAAUGCGAAAACUGGUCUAUUUAGCAACCGAAUGAAGAUGAUCCACCAGGAUCCCAAGCUUCAGGCGCAAAGAGUGGCUGCUAUUAAGAGAGCCAAGGGAACUAUUGCAGCAAGAAAGCAUACUUCCAAGACUAUGAAAGCUUUCUUUAGUGAUCCGAUAAACCGUCAGAAAAGGAGCAUGGCCAUGAAGGGAGUGAAAUUCUACUGUCAAAACUGUGGACGCGAAGGGCAUAGGAGACACUACUGUCCGGAACUCAAGGAUUCUUCGGUUGACCGGCGAUUCACAUGCAAAUUAUGUGGGGAAAAGGGCCACAACAGAAGAACAUGCAACAAGUUAAAGAUAAGCCACGACAAUGGUAGAGUUAUAAAACACAAUAGGUGUAAAAUAUGUCGCCAAUAUGGCCAUAACCAGAGGACAUGCCCUCAAGUUGUUCCCAGCAAAAGAAGGGACACUCUCUUGAAUAAAGCAUACAAGUGUAGGUUGUGCCACAAAGAGGGACACAAUAUUAGGACAUGUCCUAGCAGAGUUGUUACUGAAAAUCCUCAAGAUCAGUAGUCUUGAGAAAAAGACACAAGCUUCUCUAGUGAUAUUUUAUUCACGACAGAAAUCAGAACUGAAAAAGCUGUGUGUUUUGCUCAUCCUUGUGUGUUCCCAAAAGGGGUCCUUUUAUCCUUGCAGUAAUAUUGUAUGCUAGAGAGAAAAAAUGAAUCAAAAUUCUGACAAUAGAGCACUACCCGAAA